This is a messenger RNA of Dichomitus squalens LYAD-421 SS1, 394 nucleotides long. RefSeq lists its product as uncharacterized. The record is from RefSeq and is a predicted model, not a curated record. NCBI's taxonomy places the organism in Eukaryota, Fungi, Basidiomycota, Agaricomycetes, Polyporales, Polyporaceae. The transcript is spliced from 2 exons. Bases 51 to 254 code for a protein of 67 amino acids.
UAACGCGACAAGAAGGAUGGUUGCACGAGGCUAGCCUACCCAUUACAGCCAUGGUCGAAUCUCACGGUCGCAGCUUGCUAGGAGAUAAACUGUCACGCCAGCUGCAAAUCAACAAGGGACUGCGCUCAGAGCCCUCCUAUCCUCUUCAUGGAGGACCGGCAUACGUUCCAUCGAGGUCGCAGCUUGACUCGGAAGCAGUUGUGUGCCUCCCGCCCCUCAGGCAUAUGAGGCAAAUGCCACCGGGGUUAGGAUAGCGGGCGGUGCUUUCCAUACGUCGGCGUCUACCCGUGUAUCAGAAAGUGUGAAAUUGGGGCUACGCAGCAGCGCGCUCGCUUUCCUCUUACAUUCCGAUUGUGCAGUCGUGUAAUCGCGGAGUCGGGUAAGCGACGCUAAC